Molecule: messenger RNA, 2429 nt
Organism: Klebsormidium nitens
Lineage: Eukaryota; Viridiplantae; Streptophyta; Klebsormidiophyceae; Klebsormidiales; Klebsormidiaceae
Source: the annotation of a GenBank genome assembly
CCUCUACCACCUCUGCCCGUCGAAUAGUCAGUGUUGAGAUUGGGACCGGAGCUGAACCGAGUAGAAGCCUCGAAACGUUCGACGCGAAAAAUUAUCCAGUAAUACCGUCCCACUCGGUUUGGUGCUGUUGAUUCAGUUGAAGGGGCUGAACAGCUUCUCCUCCUGGCUCCAUCACACAUGCCAUUGCACAGAACGGAAGCCUUGCAUGUGAAGGAAAGGCGCCCUGGCAGUGGCGGCUUGUGCAGAGCGGGCAUUGGUUGUGCAGAGUGAAUUCGGUCUUGAUGUGGAGAAGGGAUUGAGGUGGCAAGUGGAAGCAGACAGGAGCAGAAGGACGUGAAAGCUCGGUGGUUACUUUGAGGAGUUUGGCUCUAGUUUGUCGCCUCUCAUCUGAGACUUCGCCAAUCAGCGAGGAUGGGGGAGUCUUAUAUAGGGAGCUACAUCAGCUUGACUUCCAAGAGCGAGAUUCGGUACGAGGGGACACUGUACAGUGUGGAUACAGAGAAUUCUAACAUUGCACUCAGCAACGUUGUUUCAUUUGGGACAGAAGGAAGGAAACAGGAUGGCCCGCAGAUUCCAGCAAGCGACAAGGUUUAUGAUUACAUCAUCUUCCGGGGUUCGGACAUCAAGGAUUUGCAGGUGAAGCCUGCAGCGGCCCCUCCCCAGCCGCCGCCGUCACAGCUGCCGAGUGAUCCUGCAAUCGUACAACCGAACUACCCCCCUCGCGACACCGCCCCGGGCGCGCCCCCAUACCCCCCUGGCGGUUUCCCUGGCGGGCCGCCGCCAACCCAUUAUGCGCAGCCCCCGGCCAGUCCCUGGGCCCCCCCCCCCCCGGGCCCCCAAGCGGCUCCUCAGUACUGGCAGCAACAGCAGCAGCAGCAGUACUACCCGCCUCCCGGUCCGCCGGCAACGCAGCCCGGUGCGCCGGUCAUGGGGACCCCCGUGGUGCAGCAGGGUGCGCCGCCGACCACGCCCCCGAUGCCACAGCAAGCAGGUGCAACGGCAGCGGCCCCAGUGACUCCCCUCGCUCCAUCCCAAAAGCUGGCGGCCCCAGCUGCUGCGAACAAGCCCCUCGCGCCGCCAGCUGUCAGCAGCCCGGCAGCGCCAGCUGUCCCGUCUGUAGCGGCGGCGGUGGCGUCAGCGGCUGUGACCGCAGCAGCCAGCACGGGAGAGGGAGUCAGCAUCGUAGUGACGCCAUCGGCACCUCCGAGGGGGCAGCCGAAGAAACCGGCUGCAACAGUGGGAGCAGGUGUUCUCCCCACGCCUCCGACAACGAUCGGAAUCACGCCCACGAAGGAGAAGCCCGUCGUUCCCAUUCCGCAGCCCGCGCCCGUUGUUCCGGCCGCCAAUCAGAACCAGCCAUUGCUGCCGCUGCCAACUCAGGUACCCUUGAAGCCUCUAGCACCUGUGGGGCAGUACGGCGGAAGGGGCUGGGGCGGUCGAGGGGGCGCUCGUGGGUACGGCCCCAACCUUGCUGCUCAGAAUGGGAACGCCUUCAGGGGAGGCAGAAUGGGACCCGGAAGAGGCCGCGGCGGCAGGGGCACGCAGGAGCGCUUCACGGAGGACUUCGACUUCAACGCGAUGAACGAGAAGUUCAAGAAGGACGACAUCUGGGGUGAGCUGGGCCACACGACCGACGACGCCGCACCCAAAGAUGACGGAGAGCCCAAGCCCCCCGCUGCCGACGAGGCCGAAAAGGAAGCCGUCGAAACCGAGAAUUCCGCAACGGUCGAGGGGACGGAGAAUGAACCCCCGGUUGCGGACGACAAGAAGGCCACGCCCGUGUACGACAAGGACGACUUCUUCGACAGCAUCUCGUGCGAGGCGCUCGAGCGCUCGGCGGGCGACCGGCAGCGGUCCAAGUUCUCGGAGCAGAGGCGCGUCGACGUGGAGACCUUCGGAAAUGUGGCAAUGCGGAGCAACCGAGGGGGCAGGGGCUAUGGUGGCCGUCGGGGAGGCUACCGAGGUGGUUACAACGGCGGUUAUGGUGGUGGCGGUUAUUCUCGGGGCGGUUAUGGAGGCGGUUACGGCAACCAGGGCAGGGGUGCCGGCAGGGGAGGGUUUGCACCUUCCAGGGCUGCAGCUGCCACGUAGCCAUCAUCAAGCAGGAGAUUUGAGGGACUGGAAAGGGCUAGCCUGGGACGUUCAAGGGAGGGGUUUCCCGUAUGCUUUUGGGCCCAGCUGCCCAUUGGAAGCUAGCAUGAAGUAGCUGGUAUCCGAAGAAGCAAAGAGACGGAUACUUGCAGAAGAGCGGCAGCACAGCUUAUGUUGCGGGCUGCUUGCAAUUCAGUGGUCGUGUCCCUCCAAGUUUGCUAAGGCAACACAACGGUCACAACAUGUCUAAGAAAGCGUCUUGGUUGAAAAGAGAUGGAACGUGGCUGUGUAUGAAUAACUUUGUCGACGACUCCAUCUUCAGAGUCCUUCGUGUCCAA